AUGUUUAUUUCAGAAGAAGAGAGAACCUGCAUCUUUAAUGAACAUGCAAAGCUAAGUGCAGCGGUUGAUAUGGGAGAUAGUCAAAGGAAGUAUUUGGAGAAAGAAAAAGCAAUGGACAACGUAGAGAGAAAUCUGACAUUUGAAUUUCAGUGCAGACAAAAGCAAGAUUAUGAUGAAUGUCAGGAUGAAAAUACCUGCCUGGGUGGCCGUUGUUCAAACACCAUUGGAUCCUAUUACUGUACCUGUACACCACCACUGGUUCUAGACAGCUCCCAACAUAAGUGCGUUACCAACACCACUGAGACUCUUGCUCAAAAUGUUGGUUUAUGCUGGCAAGAACUGGGUGAACACUGGGUUUGCAGCCGUCCUCUUCUAGAAAGACAGAUGACGUAUGCCGAAUGUUGCUGCCAUUUUGGAAAUGCUUGGGGAAUAGACUGCGCACUUUGUCCUUUAAGAGAUACAGAUGAUUAUGCAUACUUAUGUAAUCCUGCAAGAUCUGCUGAACCACAUGAUACAGAAUCCUACGAAUAUAUUCAUGAAUCACGAUUGGGUUCAUAUCCUAUGUAUGAAUCAGAUAGACUGUAUGGUAGAAGACAUAGACCAUUAUAUGGUUCUGAGCCAAUUACAGGUCACAGUUAUGAAUCAAGACCUUUUCUUCCUCCUCAGCAAUUUGGACUUCAGGAUUACAUGUAUGAAGGAAGAACAUAUGAGACAAGUGAUGUUGGUUCUGACUUUGCAUACUUAAGUCCAGAGGGAGACUCCAGAACAGCAUACAGAACCCGAGACUCCUUACAUCAACCUGUCUUUGAACAACCUAGCUUUCAAGGCAGCACUAACUUUAGACCAAGAAACACCCCAAGUGGCCCAGCAUACAACCCGGAUGAAAGUCGUUCAUGGCUACGAUACAGUGACCAAGGAACUCCAUCUUUCCCAGCAAAUCCAGACAGAUCUCAGCCAGGAAGCAGGCCAGAAGUUUUGGAAGAACGCUAUGAGCAGUUUGAAGGUCUACGACAUGAAGAGUGUGGCAUUCUGAACGGAUGUGAGAAUGGAAGAUGCAUUCGUGUACCUGAGGGUUACACCUGUGACUGCAGUGAUGGAUAUCGCCUUGAUAUAGCACAAAUGGCUUGUGUUGAUAUCAAUGAAUGUUUUGAACCUGAUGAUCCGGCUACGAUCUGUGUGAAUGGCCGAUGUGUUAACACUGAUGGCUCUUAUCACUGUGUUUGUCCACCAGGCUUUGUAAUGUCUCCGCAGCGAAAUUACUGUAUACUAGCCCAUCCUAGAGUUUAAACACCAAAAGCAAGAAUGAUUUGUCAAAGUUUAAUUAUUUGAUAAUUACUUGUCUGUUGUACUAGGAAGGCUAAAAUAAAUUUUGGAAAAUGUAUUUAUUUUUACAUAUUUAAACAUAUCCAGCAGUUGAGUCGAUGUAUUUUGUAUAACAGAUACAUGUGACAUUACUGUUUAAGAAGAUCCUGUUUUGAAAAGUUUAAAAAUAUUUUUUUGCAUUUUUGCUAAGUGCAUGUUUUUCAGAAUUAGAUACUUGCAGAGGCACAAUUAAGUCAUUGUAUGUUGUAUGUAACUGCGUUGAGCACCAUUCAUUACAUAUGAAAAUAAAGUUUAGUGUAUGUUUUAUCCCAGCAGGCUUAUUAUGAGUAUGCAAAACCAACAAUGAGAAAAUACAAAAUAGCAUCCACCUCAGAAGAUAACCAGCAAGGAAGGAUACUUCAACACUGAAAUAGCAUCCACACUGUUUAUUAACCACUUUCGUCACAAAAGACUUCAUCAGAAUACAAACACAUACUGAUACCACCAUAUUUAAAUAAAGUUAAAGAAAGUGUUUGUAGUAUUUCUCUCAACAAAUAAUAUAAGCAUUGACCAGAGUUAUAACCAAAUUACAGAAAUAGCACUUUAACUGGCAGUGCAGCUAAUGCUUACCUUCAUUCCUAUUACAAUCAGCACAAACUCCCAUACCUCACUUAAAACACCACAGCCUUCCAAUACAGCAUACCAUCACUCACUUCUGAAUGAACAAAAACCAAAAGUAGAAGAGGCACUUCCAAUUGACCCCUCUUUGUUUGCCCACCAGCCUGCCACUGCAUGCUGUUUCUACCCUCUUUCCUUUAUCCAUAAUUAAAUCCUUCAAAAAUAACAAAAAAUGGUCAUUGAACAAAUCUAAACUUGUAACACUUAAAUGAAUUCCAUCCAUUCUGCUCCUUGAAGCAUCCCUGUCACCAUAAUAACUGGACUCAAUAACAUACAAACCUAACUUCUUUGAGGUCCUUCACACCCUGUGAUUAACAAACCAUUUAGCACUCUACAAAUCCAUAAAACUACCUGCAUGCCUCUACAACAACCAAGGAAUAAUCGCAUACCAUACUGACACCAUCUUUGGAAACUUCUAUUUCAAGUCCAGUUAAUCAGUGACAAUCCUACUGAACAAAACCACCCAACUCAAAUCAUUAUCUCCCAAAUGAAUUAUCAAAAUGCAGGGUACACCAAAUGUUGUCUGUAUCUCAUCAAAUUUAAUCAAAAAAUGCUGCAACCUGAGCCCUCAAAAACCAUGCAGAGAUAUUCUCCAUCUGUUCUUGUCUGAAUCCAACAUACAUCCUCCAAAUCAACACACCAAAAACCAAAACAAUGUCCCAACAAGACAAUGGAUCCACAAGCAAAAUUAGAACAGGAAUUAAGAACUGUCACCGUCACUAUCUAAUGUAAGAUAAAAAAAAAUACACAACCACCUCCCCACCCUACAUAUCAGCUCCACUGAUUUACACUCUUCAGCCAAGUCAUAUGCUCUACCUACCCUAAAUGAAUCUGCCAAAAACCUAUCAACACUAAUGCCUCGUCUCUCCAAAAUAGCCCAAAUCAUAUACCUAAACUGCUCCACGACUCUGCUGUUUCUAUUAUCCAGAUGGAAAAUUACAUCAUCCAAAACACCAGCAAAUAUUCUCUGCAGCUGCCUAGCUCAUGCUACUGGACAAAAAUGCUCAAUGAUGCAGCAUCACUUUUUGACCCCUCCCAGCCUGAUCUGUCUUAAAAUGGCAUAACCAUAUUGCUACUGAAGAGUGUCCCCAAAACUUUCCCAACUCUAAACGCUAAUAAUGAACACUGUAAAUGACACCCACACAGUGAGCUAUUUGAAUAGCCAUCAAGUUAUAUAAACCUUUAAAUAACACCUGAAGUAGCUGCUUACUCAAGGAAAAACAAUUAUCUGCUCCCAGACCCUGAUUUCUCUCCCAUCCCUUAACCAUUCUAGGGGUCUAUAUUAUAAUACCGAAAAUCCUUUUAAGCAAACAUGAAAACACCAACACGUAUUGUGUGAACCGCGAUUAUGUCGAACGUAUGAAACCGUGAAAUUGAAAAAGUUGAAGUGUCAUGGUUGGCCCGUCUAUGGUACAGCUCCGUAAGGUAAGUGUGC
Molecule: messenger RNA, 3415 nt
Organism: Protopterus annectens (West African lungfish)
Lineage: Eukaryota; Metazoa; Chordata; Ceratodontiformes; Protopteridae
Product: latent-transforming growth factor beta-binding protein 4-like
Exons: 6
Coding region: 1-1287 (428 amino acids)
Molecular function (GO): calcium ion binding
Source: RefSeq, a predicted model, not a curated record